AUGACUUGGGAUGAAAAACGAGUUUACGUGGAUAAUUUAGUAAAAGUUUUACAUACAAAUAGGCAAAGAGAUAGGAAAGACCCUCAAAAAUCUAAAAGAGUUAACACUUUUAUUUACUACCUAAAAAAAGGUGAAGAUAUGAUAAGAGUCUGUAAAACGUUAUUUCUUAAUACCUUCUCUAUCGGUAAAUCAUGUAUCUGGGGUUGGAAGGUUGAAGUUGGUGGAAAGAAUACUGAUGAACAAUUACCAGAAAGUACUCACAGAAAUCCAUUCGACCAAGAAAUUAAAACUUUACAGGACUUUUUAGAUGACUUACCCAAAAUGCCUUCACAUUAUUGUAGAAAAAGGACAACACAGACAUACAUACAACCAGACAUAUCAUCCAAACAGCAACUUUAUAAAAUGUAUAAAGAUUAUUGUGAGUCAAAAAACAAAAAAACACUAUCUAUUGCCACUUUUACAAAUACCCUAACCAUACAAAAAAUAGCUUUAUUCAAACCGAAGAAAGAUUUGUGUGACAUCUGUAACGGAUACAAGAUGGGCCAUAUUACUAAAGAGACUUACGAAGAGCAUGUAAAUAAAAAGAACGAAGCGAGAAUGGAAAAAGAAUCUGAUAAAGAAAAAAAGGAAUUUGUCUUUACUGCAGAUCUCCAAGCAGUGCUUUUAGCACCGCGAUCCUAUGUGUCUUCAAAUUACUACAAGACUAAGCUGUGUGUUCACAACUGGUGUAUUUAUGACAUGAAAACUAGCGAUGGGUAUUGCUUUCUAUGGAAUGAGGCCGAAGGUGGGCUUAAUUCUGAUGAGUUUGCAACGAUUUUAACCAAUUUCUUUAUGAAUAAAGUGGUCCCAAAAAUGGGAGAUAACAACAGAUUCAUAACUUUGUACACGGAUGGGUGUACGUAUCAAAAUAGAAACGUUACUUUAAGCAAUGCUCUCCUCAACAUAGCUAUGCUGAAUAAUGUUACAAUUGAGCAAAAAUAUUUGGAACUAGGCCACACCCAAAUGGAGGUUGACAGUAUGCACGCAAUGAUUGAAAAAAAAACUAAAAAAUCAAGUAAUUAA
This is a messenger RNA of Parnassius apollo (apollo), 1062 nucleotides long. The record is from the annotation of a GenBank genome assembly. NCBI's taxonomy places the organism in Eukaryota, Metazoa, Arthropoda, Insecta, Lepidoptera, Papilionidae.